Molecule: messenger RNA, 5875 nt
Organism: Octodon degus (degu)
Lineage: Eukaryota; Metazoa; Chordata; Mammalia; Rodentia; Octodontidae
Gene: Slc6a12
Product: solute carrier family 6 member 12
Exons: 16
Coding region: 431-2266 (611 amino acids)
Biological process (GO): sodium ion transmembrane transport; neurotransmitter transport
Cellular component (GO): plasma membrane
Molecular function (GO): gamma-aminobutyric acid:sodium:chloride symporter activity
Source: RefSeq, a predicted model, not a curated record
UUUAAAGGAAGAGCCGUGGGACAGUCCUGCUCCUUGCACUGUGACCACGUGCCUGGGACUUGUGACAAAGACCCUCUUCUGGAGAAGCCCUCUGGGUCCCCCUGCACAUGACCCACACAUUUGGCCCAUACCUUUCACCACUGACAGCUGCCUGACUGCUCCGGAUGUGUCCUUGUGUCACUGGCCUCAGCGCGAGAGGUGACAGGGUGCUGCUAGUGCUCUUCAGGACCAGACCCUCCAGGGUCCCAGCUUUUGUGACCAGAGGACCCACAGUGAAUGCCAGCAACUCUUCGAAGAUUUGAGGCUGAGAGAGGAGGUGUGAUUUGGCUACGUCACACAGCAAGGCUCAGCCCCACCGCUUUCCGUGUUGGCUUUGCCUCUCAAGCCAUCCCGUCCUACCCCGUGGGAUCUCACUGUCCACGGCAGGGCUAUGGACAGGAAAGUGGCAGUCCACAAGGAUGCGGCCUCCUGGAUGCCUGAGGAAGGAGAGACGGCGGACCAGGAAAGCAAGGACCAGGUGAAGGAUCGGGGCCAAUGGACCAACAAGAUGGAGUUUGUGCUGUCAGUGGCCGGGGAGAUCAUUGGGCUGGGCAAUGUCUGGAGGUUUCCCUAUCUCUGCUACAAAAAUGGAGGUGGAGCCUUCUUCGUGCCCUACUUCAUCUUCUUCCUCAGCUGCGGCAUCCCAGUGUUCUUCCUGGAGGUGGCACUGGGCCAGUACACCAGCCAGGGUAGCGUCACAGCCUGGCGGAAGAUCUGCCCCCUCUUCCAGGGUAUUGGUAUAGCAUCUGUGGUCAUUGAGUCCUACCUGAACAUCUACUACAUCAUCAUCCUGGCCUGGGCACUCUUCUAUCUGUUCAGCUCCUUCACCUCUGAGCUGCCCUGGACGACUUGUACCAAUCCUUGGAACACAGACCAUUGUGUGGACUUUCUGAAUCACUCGGGAGCCAGCACAGGGAACCACUCUGAGAACUUCACCUCUGCGGUCAUGGAAUUCUGGGAGAGACGGGUUCUGGGAAUCACCUCGGGCAUCCACAACCUGGGGGCCCUCCGCUGGGAGCUGGCCCUUUGCCUCCUGCUUGCCUGGAUCAUCUGCUACUUCUGCAUCUGGAAGGGGAUUAAGUCCACGGGCAAGGUUGUUUAUUUCACGGCCACGUUUCCCUACCUGAUGCUGACUGUCCUGCUGAUCCGCGGCGUCACCCUCCCUGGGGCCUAUGAGGGCAUCAUCUACUACCUGAAGCCAGACCUACUCAGACUCAAGGAUCCCCAGGUGUGGAUGGAUGCGGGCACGCAGAUCUUCUUCUCCUUUGCCAUCUGCCAGGGCUGCCUCACAGCCCUGGGCAGCUACAACAAGUACCACAACAACUGCUACAGGGACUCCAUCGCCCUCUGCUUCCUGAACAGUAUCACCAGCUUUGCGGCCGGCUUUGUCGUCUUCUCCAUCUUGGGCUUCAUGUCCCAGGAGCAGGGCGUGCCCAUCUCUGAUGUGGCUGAGUCAGGCCCUGGCCUGGCCUUCAUCGCGUUCCCCAAGGCUGUGACCAUGAUGCCCUUAUCCCAGCUGUGGUCCUGCCUCUUCUUCAUCAUGCUGUUAUUCCUAGGCCUGGACAGCCAGUUUGUCUGCAUGGAGUGCCUGGUGACAGCCUCUGUGGACCUGUUCCCCCAGCAGCUCCGGAAGCGUGGGCGGCGCGAGCUACUGAUCCUUGGCAUCUCGGUCGUGUGCUACCUGGUAGGGCUCUUGCUGGUCACCGAGGGUGGGAUGUACCUCUUCCAGCUCUUUGACUACUACGCCUGCAGUGGCAUCUGCCUGCUCUUUCUCUCCGUGUUUGAAGUGAUCUGCAUCAGCUGGGUGUACGGGGCAGAUCGUUUCUAUGACAACAUUGAGGACAUGAUUGGCUACCGGCCAUGGCCACUGGUGAAGAUCUCCUGGUUCUUCCUGACCCCAGGACUUUGCCUGGCCACCUUCCUCUUCUCCUUGAGCAAGCACACACCGCUUACGUACAACAAUGUUUAUAUUUACCCUCCCUGGGGCUACUCCAUUGGCUGGAUCUUGGCCUUCUCCUCUAUGGCCUGCGUCCCUCUCUUCAUGGUUAUCACCCUCAUGAAGACCCAGGGUUCCUUCAAGAAGCGUCUGUCGCAGCUCAUCAUCCCUGACCCCAGCCUGCCACAGCCCAGGCGACACCUACACCUGGACAACGGCCCUGGCCAGGACUACAGGCCCUGUCCCCUGAAGGAAGGACUCAUUGCUGGGGAGAAGGAGACGGAACUGUAGGAAGGGUCGGGGCCAGGGGUCCUUGGGGCCAGGGGUCCUUGGAGCCAGGAACCUGGGGCGGGGCUACGCUUCUGUAUUAGUGCUCUGCCUCUGCCCUGCUGAGACCUCUGGGAGACCCCGGGCCCUCCAGAGGCCACUCGCCAUCCCUUCCAAGGUGGCUCCUGGCAGCUGCAUUUGCAUCGACUCUUGUCCCAAAGCCCUGACUUCUCGGAUGAGAAAUGCCGAGGACCUGGUAGCCACACAACUUUUUUUCAAGCUUGCACGGAGGUCCUGAGGAGGACCUCAGACCUGUUGCCCUCCUCCGUAGACUGGUGUUCGCCUUCCAUCCUGGCCUUGACCUAGAUAAUAAGCUCCUACGGAUUGCUGCCACCAUGGGCUCCUGGGUCUCACGACACACCUGCUCGGCCUGUCCUGGGGGGCAGGAGUUCCUGAGCUGGUGGCCACCUCAGGACUCCCCCGCUCAGCAUUUUCUCUCUGGAGCUCUGGCUCUCGUUGCUCUUUAUCCUCACUUCCCGAGGGCGCUGAGGGUCUCUCAGGAUUCCAGCGAAACCAACGUGGGGCCGGUGUGGGCUCGCUGCUGCCCCCUGGUGACAGAGGGAAGUGGCGCGGCAUCGUGCCGCCCCGAGGCCUCCAAAAUAAGAGCGCUCUCACCUGUCGCUUCACUUUGUUCCCCACGAUCCACACCCCUGACUUCACCGGAGACCUCAGCAGCGGCCUGCGACCUCCACCAGGAGGAAGAACCACCCCAUCGCCUCUUCACACGGCUCUCUUUGCAGUCCUCACCCAGAACAGUCUCCCUGGUGACCGCGCCCCUUCUCUCAGACACUCACCCCGCCCUGGCCUGGACCUCAGCAAAGUAGGAGCUACUGGGUUGGAGCCAGAAGUCAGAGCUCCUCCUCUGUCUCAGCCCUGCGGCUGCGCAGGUGGGGGUCCCCCAGCAGUCAGCUCCCCCAGGCCACGCCACCGGAGCCCAAGGCUUGAUUGUGGUUUGUGCUGAGCAGCUCUGCACAUGGCCAGCACAAGCGCGGCAUCUUUUGGGAUCUUCGGACACCGCCUCCCCUCACCCACAGACUUCCGGAAUCCCCAGCUUUUCAUUCCCCUGGCUGCCGUGGAACUGUUUCUGCCGGGCACAGGGGCUAUGGGAGGCCUGUGUCUGCCACUCUGCCUCCCCAGGACCAAGUUCAAAGGGAGUAGAAGGUACAGACAGUCAGGGAAAGGACUUCAGGGUCAAGGUCAAGGCUCGUGGGAUCCUGCUCUUGAUGGGUCCCUAACAUGGGCAUGGAGCAACAAUUUCACUUUUUAAGCACGCAGAACACUAAUAGGCGUGUGUGGGUGUGUGUGUACAGCCGCUAUGGUUAUGAUUUGCAGCCUGUUCUCUUAUCUCCCAGACUGAGUUUCUGACUGGAGACAGAGGCCUCCUCUGGGAGCCGUGGAUUUUGGCCACUAUCACACUGGAAACACUUUUUUAAGUGGAUGCCCUCACGUGGUGGGUGGUGGUGGUUUCCAGUUCACCACCACUCCCUGUGAGUGCUGAGCCUUUUCUCUCACUCAGUUCUGAGGAUUGCUGAGUACAUAACCUGGGACAAAACUGGAACAAGGGAGGGGAGCCAGCACCCUGCCCCAAGCAGGAGAGAAAAGUAGAGGGCAGUGGUCUCAGCAGUGGUCAUGCUGGGCCCCUCAUUCACAGUGGUCCCUCUGCUCCCUAGAGCCUUCCAUGAAUUCUGGAUCAAGUCCCCUUCUUGCCCAGGCUUGUCCUGUCCCAGAGAAAGGGCAGAGGGUGGCUGACUGCAAAGCUAGGUUUGAGUGUCAGGCUACAGUAGCUCCCAUGUGAAUAGUCAGUGGAAGCCACAGAGAGGUGCACGUGGAGGGACAAAGUCCUCCUGCGUGGAGCAUCACUAACCUGUGUGAGCCACUGGGAGGUGGGCUCCCCCACCCCAGGCUCCUUCAAAUCACUGUGGGCUGGGUGGCCGCCUGGCCUGCAGCUCCGUGGGAGGCCCACACAGCAAUGCCCUGCGCAGUGGGCCAGAACGCUGGCCCGCGGUGCUGGAUAGAAAACAUAGAUUUUAGCUACUUGUUUUCAGAAUGACUAUUACAGCAAUAGGUAACUAAUACUGGCCCUGGCUUUGAGGGUCAGGGUGUCCCUCAUCUGAGCCGAAUAGUCCCCCGGUCUCUUCCUGUCUGAGCCCUUUGCCCUUCUUCUCAUCGACAUGUCUCCUGAUCACCCAGGGGCCUCAGUGGCCCUUGCUUGCUCUCUGUUCCCUGUUCUGUACCAGGUGAGGACUUGCUGAUGCUGUCCCUGCCACCCCUUCUCUUCACGCGCCUGACUCCUGAUGCCUGGGUCACGUGGCUCCCCCACAGGGCCGGCUGCUCAGGGAAGUAACAAGGGCUGAUUGGAUCUGACAGGGAUGAAAAGCUCGUUAGCCACCCACCAGUGCGCAGAGGCCAGGGAGGACACAUGAGCAGGGGAGGAUGGAGAGGCUGAUGGGGGGAAGCGUACAUUGCUCGUCUGGUCUGAGGAGCCAUGUGAUGAGGGAGAUGGGAGCAGCACUGUUACAGACACUGGAAAGCUUGCUCCUUGGCAGCCUGAGCCUUGGUGAGCUGGCUAUCCCUGAGGUCUGAGACAAGCAUCCUGCCCAAAAUCUGAUGCACCCUUAUGCUGUGGUUUUCUUUGUCUAUAUCCGCCUUCCCAGAAGGCCGAGGGAGCUCAGUAGGACAAAGGGCUCUGUGCCCGCGCCUGUGUUCCCUCCCAUCCUGGCUCUGUCCUUGCUGAUGCGGGCAGCCUUUCCUACAAGUGCUGCCCAUGGAGGACUCAAAGAUGGCCAUGCCAUGCCUGGUCUGAGCUAGCCCUCAAGGACAGCAGGGGACAUUGGGGUCUGCAUGGAAAGAAGGGUCCCAAGGCAAGGACAGGAACUGCCAGCGUAGACCCGGGCUCCUGGUCUGACCACAGCCUCUUUCUCUAUUGAGAAACAUAUUUCUAUGUUUGGGGCUUUUGGGGUCUUCUUUUUGGCUUUUUAUGUGGACAUUCAUGCUGCUGGAAAUAUGGCGGCUGUCUUUUCCAGUGACUGUGUUGACCUUCUUCUGCAGUGCCAGGAAUGGAACCCAGGGCUUCCUCUGUGUUAAGCAAGUGCUUUGGGUCUGAGUUGCACCUUCACCUAAAAUCUUUUCUAAGACUUUAGUUUGAGACAGGAUCUUGCUAAGUUGCCCAGGCUGGCUUCCACUUUGGGAUCCUGCGGCUCCAGGCUCCCAAAUAGCUUGGGGCUUUGGGUGUGCACCACCGCACCUGGCUCAGGUCACAGUCACUAUGCCUUGUUGUUGUUUUGUUUUGUUUUGUUUUUUCUUGUCUUCCUGGGGACCUAAAAGUGGUGGUAGCAGGCCUCCUUCCUCGUUUUGACAGCAAAUCAAACAUUUCACUACUGAGUGUGAUAGUUGAUGUAGAUUUUUGACAGACACUGUUUACUAGGCUGUGACAUUUUCAUCUGCUCCAAAUUUACUUUUUUUAAAAAAAAAUCAAGAAUAAAUAUUGAAUUUGAUCAAUUGCCUUUUGGUAUCUAUCGAGUUGAUCAUAUUGUUUUUGCUUUUGUUAAUGUAGUAAAUUUUAUGCACUUUUUU